This is a messenger RNA of Macrobrachium nipponense, 3499 nucleotides long. RefSeq lists its product as uncharacterized. The transcript has 2 exons. Lineage: Eukaryota; Metazoa; Arthropoda; Malacostraca; Decapoda; Palaemonidae. Bases 6 to 2708 code for a protein of 900 amino acids. Gene Ontology annotation, cellular component: extracellular matrix. The record is from RefSeq and is a predicted model, not a curated record.
UAGGAAUGUUCUUGAUAGCACUCAGCAAGACAACACGUGGCGAAUCAGAGGCCAUCCCUCUCCAACACAAAACGCACCCAAUACUGGAAAUAGACUGGAACGAAGGCACUAGCAUUCCAGAGACUUUACUGGAACGCGAUGAUUUCAAAUUGAAUCCGCCUGGAGCGAAUCGAACCAUUCACAUUGGUCUUGAAGAAGUGGAUGAGAAUUUACAUGCACCAAGUGAUGAAAAUAUAACUACUCAAAUUCCCUUCCUGACGACAUCGGAGACCAGUGCUUCAAUAGAGCACCUCGAUGCGCCUCCUACGUCGUCCGAUGAAGAGACUACAGAAGAGAGCAGAGAUAACAUAUUGGAUCUAUUCUCUGUAGAAGAAGAGGACAAUUUUUUUAUUCCGUUCAACCCAAAGGACCAGGAAGUCCAGUUUUUUCAGUCGGCUAAAAAAGGCAAAACGAAGAGAAAACCUGAGGUUGUGGAAAUGAAUGGCAUCAUUACCAGCAGAGCUAAAGUGUCUCUGGACAGCACCCUGUCCAAUGACAAUACUGAGCUGCAAGAAGAUCUUACUUCUGCAAGUUCUGAUCCAAACCGUAAUAAAACCAGUCACUUGGAGAAGCAUGACCAACAAGAUUUUGGUUCUGAAAGUUCUGAUCAGCACUAUAAUGCAACCAACAACUCGGAAAAGAAUGGCCAACAAGAAGUCACCCUAGAUAAGGAGCAUAUUGAUUUCAAAGUGUUCUCUGAAGGAUCAGAAAAAGUCCCGAAGGCUCUAGGAGAUACGACCACAAGUCAGAAAAACCUCAAAGAUUCUCAGUCAACGCAAAUGAGUGAACUUCUAAAUUCUAAUACCAAAACUAAUGAUGAUCGAGAAAAGGUUCAGUUAGAUUCUCAGUCACAUGCUGAUGUUUCAGAGGGACAUUCAGAAAAUGCGUCAUUCUCGGGCAACUAUUCUGUAACAGAGGAAGUCCUUGAACUCAAACACUUAGAUGAUAAUCAUAAGCUUCCCAGUGCCUCGGAUGAAUACAAAUCUGACCACAACUAUAAUCUAAAUAUCUAUUCCUUAGACUCAAGCAGCGGUAAUACGACGUUUUCUCCAUUCAGACAGGAGCAACUGGCUUAUUUUGUUCCUAACCUGGAAGACGUGUUUGAAUCUGGUCAAAAUUCAUCUCAGAACACCUUCCUAGAUCCCUUUUUCAUUCCAGUCAUGCAUUAUGAUCCAUCUCUUUUAUUACCAAAUAGAUCUGAAGAACCUCCUGCUAAAGACAAGGAAACAAACACAACCACACCCAAGGCAGAUUUAGUUGCCCUGUCUUCAGCGUUAGCCAUUGACUGGGGAGAUAUGCCUGCACAAUAUGCUGUAAACUCAGAUUUCUUUCCUUAUAGAUCUACAAAAUAUGCAUUCCCAUAUACUGCAUCAUUACAGAAUCAUGACCCAACACCUUCUGGACCUUUAAAUACGCAAGACACUUUAGAUGAGCACAAUGACCACUUUCACGUCUCGGACAAAAGGCCAAUAAAACUGCCUACAGGGAAAGUGUACAAAAAUUCCAAGACAUUUAGGGAUUUUGGCAGCGAAACUAAAGCAUUCCAUCAAUUAAAUCAUGACCCUGGAUCAGAUGAAAUGUUUGAUAACGACUCUAAGUCGGUUACAGCAUCUGAAAAUGACAAUGAAUCGGUUAGAAUGUCUGAUAAUGACUCCACAUCAUUUGAACUAUCUGAUAACGAUCCUGUAUCAGGCGAAGUUUCUGGCAAUGUCGGUGAGUCUAGUAAAAUCCUUAGGUCAUCUGGUCAAAUAUUCCGUUCCUCUCGAUACUACAAUCAAGAUUCCAUGUCUUCUAAUCACACAAGUCCUUUUCAAAGAUUAUUCAGACAUUCAAAAGGUAAUAUCAGACCAUUUAGGUAUUUUAAUCCCACUAGUUUUGAAUCUAAAAAAAUUUUCAAAUCUAAUCACUCAUCUAGUACAUCUAACCAUUCAGGUAAUGAAUCUGCAUCACUUAAAGGAGCUUCCAGUGACCCAAAAUCCUUCAAAGGUUUGACCAUAGAUGCUGAGGGACAUAAUGUCACUGAUCAUUUGAGUCUACUGAAUUAUUCAAAUAGUAACCCACUCAAGAAUGUAUCUAAUUACUCCAAGUUACUUGAAGCUAAAGACAUUGAUACGAAAACCUUCAGUGACACUGAACAUGAACCCAGAUCAACAGAGGACUUAGAUCAUGACGAUUCCAUAAAAUUUGUGGAUUACUUCGAGUAUGAAGGCCAGCCUGGUGAGGAUGAAAAUACAACUAGCAAAGCCAUUGACCCUCACAUGGAUAUAUCUUUAGAAGCUCAGGACAAAGAGGAUACUCCAGAAUCUGCUCUUCGACAUCUCAGGGCUAUUCCACUUCAUUUGGGAAUCCCAAAGAUACCAUCCUUCUUUGCAUUCAAGUAUCUGGUUGAUGACCUCGAAGGAAAUUACUUUGGCCACCAGGAAGCUCGAGACAUCUACAGUGCCAAAGGAAAGUAUUUUGUUCUGCUUCCAGAUGGGAGGCUUCAGACUGUUAAUUACCUUGCCAAUCGAACAGGGUAUUUUCCUCAUAUUGUGUACACUCCUGGAAAGGAAUCUCAGCCAGACCUCAUUCUGGAUUUGGGAAUGUCUUUGCUCCUGGACCAACAUUUUCUCCAACUCCUCAUCCCUUGGUGGUAUCAACUGCAAUUCGUCCAUUUUCAUCAUAUGUGACGCAUCCACUACGAACUGCACCAAUUGUUACAACUCCUUUCCCACCUCUGGGAACACAUCUGUCCCCUCACAUUCCAGUCGGUAGAGAUGUGUUUCCUACCAUCAGAGAGACUCCUUUAGUUGAUAUAGAUCCUCCUGUGUUUCGAUUUUUUGACUCUCCUUUACCAGUUGUUUCACCUUUACCACCUGGCGGUCCACUCUUACCACUUUUACCGGAUGGAAAUUCCCAUAAUCCAGGAACAGAUUCAGGUCUUCCUCAUUCACUUCCUAUACCCUUGACACAAAACCCCUUACAUCAGCCAUUACUUACUAAGCCUCCUCUGCGAAAGUACCAUUUAACUACAACUCCAUCCCCAGAUCAUAAACACCCGACAUUACCUCCUCAUCAUCCAUCUUUUCAACAGAACCCCUUCCUAUCUACAGUUUCACCAUUAGAUCUGACCACUGUGACUGUGGCUCAAAACACAGAUCAUGAGGGUCCUAACACCAAGACAUCACUGCAUUCGACUACUUCUUCCCCUCAGCAACUUCAUCCUAAGCCUUUAACACAACAUCCACCUAUCAUCAUCUCAAAUUUUCCCCAUCCAACAACAACAAGUCUUCCUUCACUCCAUCCAGCAUUCGCUCCUGUGACACCCUUUAUAACUGAUGCUCUCCCAAUACCACCAGGAACACUACCUGCAAGAACUACAUACCCAACCACUCUAUCUAUCCGAGGUCUGCCAGCGCCUAAACUUGAAAAUGAACAAGUUCUUCAUUAAUCAAGAUCACUCCAAAAUCUGUCCCGCAAU